AUGCCAGAGGGGCCGUCUGUGAGGAAGUUUCACCAUCUGGUCUCCCCCUUUGUGGGGCAGCAGGUGGUCAAGACAGGAGGCAGCAGCAAGAAGCUAAACCCCACGAGCUUCCAGUCCCUCUGGCUGCAGGACACCCAGGUCCAUGGAAAGAAAUUAUUCCUUAGAUUUGAUCCAGAUGAAGAAACUGUGUCCCUGGGCAAUUCCCCACUGUCAGAGCCUCUACGAAAAGGAGAGCAGAAGGACAAGGCCAGGCACCACCAGGAAGCCUCUGACCAGUCCUCCCGGUCCCCUGGAGGAGACAGCGCUGUCCCCAGUGGAGACGAUGGUCUGCAGUGUUUGGCAGGAGACAGUCCUGCAGGAGGGGCUGAGAGGUGGCUGCAGGUCCGCUUUGGUUUGUUUGGCAGCAUUUGGGUGAACGAGUUCUCCAGAGCGAAGAAGGCAAACAAGAGGGGCGACUGGAGGGACCCUAUUCCCAGGCUAGUCCUACAUUUCAGCGGGAGUGGCUUCCUGGCCUUCUAUAACUGUCAGAUGACAUGGCGCAUCUCUUCGCCUGUGUUCAGUCCCGCCUCUGACAUCUUGUCAGAAAAGUUUCACCGAGGACAGGCCCUGGAGGCUCUGGGCCGGGAGCAGCCCGUCUGCUAUACACUGUUGGACCAGCGAUACUUCUCAGGCUUAGGGAACAUCAUCAAGAACGAGGCCCUGUUCAGAGCCGGGAUCCACCCGCUUUCUCCAGGCUCCCUGCUGGGUCUUCCGCGCCUUGAGGCCCUGGUGGACCAUGUGGCGGCCUUCAGUGCGGACUGGCUGCUGGGCAAAUUCCAAGGCACACAGCAGCACACGCAGAUCUACCAGAAGGAGCAGUGCCCUUCUGGGCACCCGGUGGUGAGAGAGGCCCUGGGGCCCCCCGGGGGCUUCCAGAGGCUCACGUGGUGGUGCCCCCAGUGCCAGCCCAGGCUGUCAGCGGGUGAGCCCAAGCAGGUGCAGCCCUCCUAG
Molecule: messenger RNA, 990 nt
Organism: Rangifer tarandus platyrhynchus (Svalbard reindeer)
Lineage: Eukaryota; Metazoa; Chordata; Mammalia; Artiodactyla; Cervidae
Source: the annotation of a GenBank genome assembly